Panicum hallii is the source of this 1448-nucleotide messenger RNA. Its product is annotated as zinc finger CCCH domain-containing protein 44-like. The transcript has 3 exons. NCBI's taxonomy places the organism in Eukaryota, Viridiplantae, Streptophyta, Magnoliopsida, Poales, Poaceae. The coding region runs from base 197 to 1102 and encodes 301 amino acids. Gene Ontology annotation, molecular function: mRNA binding; metal ion binding. The record is from RefSeq and is a predicted model, not a curated record.
CUACUCCCGACCCGUCCUUACCCAUCUGGUUUGCGGCCGCCGCGUCCCUGGUUCGUUCGGGCCUCGCGCUGCGGCUACCCUCUCCACCUCUCUCCUCCACCCGCCGCCCCCGCGAGAGCGAAACCCUAGCUAGGGUUCUACCCGCCGCCGCCGCCCCCGUCGGCUAGUGCUCGCGCGCUCUUCCACCGAGCUCGCUAUGGAAGCCGGCCGCAAGCGGGCCGCGCCCGAGGGCGCCAACGGCGCGGGCGGCCCCAAGCGCUCGAGAGAAUCGGAGACAACUCAAAUGGGUGUAGGAAGCAAAUCCAAGCCGUGCACCAAAUUUUUCAGCACUGCUGGUUGUCCCUUUGGUGCAAGUUGCCACUUUCUCCACAACUUCCCUGGCGGUUACCAGGCUGUUGCAAAGAUGACCAACUUGGGAGGACCACCUGUUCCGGCUCCUCCUGGAAGAAUGCCUAUGGGACCUGGUGCUCCUGAUGGCCCACCUUCACCUGCUGUGAAGACUCGCAUGUGUAACAAGUACAACACUGCAGAAGGAUGUAAAUGGGGGAGCAAAUGCCACUUUGCUCAUGGAGACAGGGAGCUUGGAAAGCCCAUGCAGAUGGAAAACUCAAUGGGAGCUCCUCCAAUGGGACCAGGGCCCAACGGUCACUUUAUGCCCCCACCAAUGCCUGUCCCAGACAUGGUUCCUCCAUCAACAUUUGGUGCUUCAGCCACAGCCAAGAUCAGUGUGGACGCGUCACUUGCUGGUGCUAUCAUCGGGAAGGGUGGUACCAACACAAAGCAUAUAUCCCGUGUGACUGGUGCCAAGUUAGCCAUCCGGGACAAUGAGGCCGAUCCCAACCUUAAAAACAUUGAGCUCGAGGGAACAUUCGACCAGAUCAAGCAUGCUAGCGCAAUGGUCACGGAAUUGAUUGUCCGCAUCAGUGGUAAGGCCCCUCCACAAGCCAAGAACAACCCCGGCAGGGGUUCUCAUGCCGGGGGCCCUGGAAGCAACUUCAAGACCAAGCUGUGUGAGAAUUUCAACAAAGGCUCCUGCACGUUUGGGGACAGGUGCCACUUCGCCCAUGGUGAAAGUGAACUGCGCAAACCUGCUGCUGCUUGAUGGAUAUUCUUGUUGCCUGUUGUGGUUACUCUGCCCAUGUAUGGCUGAAUAACACCAGAACUGUGCACAAUCACUCAUGUUGAAAUGUGCUGUGCAAGCCUGAUUCUGCCUGUGCUUCUUACUAUGGCUUGUAUUGCUCGUGCUGCUGUAACUGUGCGAUAGAGAUUCAGAAUGACCGUCCACUAGGAUUGUAGGAUUACUCUAUUUUGCUCUCCCUACCCUAUCCUGCCUCCUAUUUUUGUACCUUUUUUUAGGCACUUGUGGCUGGCGUAUUAUUGUGAUUCCGUUGAGCUGAGAACUGUUGAUCUUUGCUGAUACCAGUAUGUUGAAUUUUUAGUCCGUUUCA